Colletotrichum destructivum is the source of this 909-nucleotide messenger RNA. Its product is annotated as Putative dienelactone hydrolase, alpha/Beta hydrolase. The coding region runs from base 1 to 909 and encodes 302 amino acids. Gene Ontology annotation, molecular function: hydrolase activity. Lineage: Eukaryota; Fungi; Ascomycota; Sordariomycetes; Glomerellales; Glomerellaceae. The transcript has a single exon. The record is from RefSeq and is a predicted model, not a curated record.
AUGUCGCUCGUCCGCUUCCUCAAAGGGGGUCUUCACCUUGCCGCCAUACUGCACACGCCCCCUUCUGCGCCGGCCAGAUCUCCUGGCAUUGUCGUCGUCCAUCCAGGCGGCGGCGUCAAGGAGCAAGCGGCGAACGUCUACGCUGAGCGCCUGUCUCAACAGGGAUACGUGACCGUCGCUUACGACGCCCUCUACCAAGGCACUUCGGAGGGCCUCCCUCGCUUUCUCGAGGAUCCCAACUCCAGGGUGUCCGACGUCUCUGCCGCGGUCGACUACCUCCAGAGCCUCGAAAGCGUCGAUCCCGAUGCCAUCGUUGUUGUGGGAAUCUGUGCCGGUGGUGGCUACGGAAUCGCUGCUGCCACCACGGACCACCGUAUCAAGGCCGUGGCAGCAGUUAGUUUGGUCAACAUUGGUGAUUCCACCCGCCAAGGCUGGCUGAACACCCUCAACCAAUCCGAUGUCUUCGACGUCAUUGAAGACGCCAGGCAGAGGCUUCAAGGCACUGCCGUCGGCGGCAACGUGACCAUGAUCCCAUACGUGCCAGAGCCUGGCCCGGAUGUGCCUCCGGACCUGGUGGACGCAUGGGAUUACUACCGCACCCCGCGAGGCUUCUACAACACCUCCCAGAACGUCAUGCACGGCUCGUCCACCCCGCUGAUUCUGCGCUUCGACGCGUGGCAGUUCACGGACCAGUACCUCACGCAGCCCACACUCCUCAUCGCGGGCGAGGACGCCGACAGCAGAUGGCAGACGGACAAGAUCCACGACAAAAUCAAGGGAACGAAUGCGAAUGCCACCAAGAUCCUCGUCCCGGGGGGCCGCCACAUGGACUUUUACGACCGGGAGCCGUACGUGGGCCCCGCGCUGGACAACAUCACAGCCUUCUUCAACAAGCAUCUGAGCCGUUAG